AUGGAUGCCAUACCGCUUCCCGACCAGGUUUCUGAGCUCUACAAUGACCUUCUUUCCCGCUGUGCACCCAAUGAGCAUAAAGAUUGGGGACUCGCCAUCACAGCUCUGAAGCUUCUCGCCAUUACCCACAGACCAUUUAGCAUACUAGAGUUGUCUUGGGCCGUGACUCUGCAUACCGCUCGCAAUGUUAACACCGUUGACGAACUUGCCAAGCUAGUGGACCAUAAAAAGCUCAUGAGCAUGAUUCAGCCCUUUAUCGCAGGCGUUGAGCUUGAUGACUUGAGAAAAUACCAAGUCCAGCUCAUAGAGAAGUCCUUGAAGGAUUUAAUCAAGAAGAAUUGGGCCACAAAAUAUUUGAAUACAGAAUGUCCACACUCCUUGGGAGACGAUGGACAAGGAUUCAGAAGUCCAGAAGCGUUGAUAUUGGAUAUAUGUGUGCGGUAUAUUCUUUUAGAUGAGAUAGGCGUCAAACUCGUGUUCUCUGAAGAGCAGAUUGCGAUUUCGGAGCUUCCGCAAGCGUCCGACUUGUUCAACGACGAGAAAGACCCAGUCAAGUACAAUUCUCAUUGCUCGUGGGAAGCUUGGGAAGAAGAUAUGACUCGGUUCAAUCCGACUGAGCGUGGAUUGGGCGAGUUCUUUGUCUACGCGUCAUGCUACUGGCCUGAAUAUUAUCGUCUUGUCACGGCUGAGGCCCUUCCAAGCCUAGCGAGCAUCGAAAAGUUGUGUCAAGCCGACUCGAAGCGAAUUCACAAUUGGACUCAGCAAAACCGUCGUCCAGGCUGUGCGAUGCUGCCGAGAUUCCCAUUUUCCAGCCAGCUAUAUGAUCCCCUCAGUAUCACCUGCCUUUAUGGCUCUGUAGAUAUGCUUCAUGUCAUGCUCAGAGAUUCUGAUUUCGACAAUGGCAAUUUCCUCGAGAUGACGGCCAUGAAGGCAGCAGAUCAAACCCUUCAAUGGGGAGAUAUGUCCAGGCUCAGGGCACUUUUUCUGGAUCCGAGACUUGGUCAUCAGCUACGAAACCUGGACUUUUUUCGCCUGAUUAUCCGCAGGUGGCGUGAAGCGAGUGUCUGUCGACCCGACUGGGAAGAUGCUUUUGCGCUAAUUGACCUCAUGAGAGAUCAAAUGGCUCAGCAGCAAUGGGGAUAUGAGCUCUGCGGCCGGGACGAGCAGCAGCCCGUCAUAUGCGUUUUUUGCGGCGCCCAGCCCGGCAACUCACCCGAGUACAUAGCCGCCGCUCGCGCACUCGCGCAUGAACUACACGCCGCCAACGCAAAACUAGUCUACGGAGGGGGAACAAAAGGCCUAAUGGGCGAGGUGGCAAAGACUCUAGUAUCACUAUCUGGGCCAUCUGCAGUGCAUGGCUUCAUACCCGAGGCACUGGUAGCACACUAUCCCGAUGCGAACGUCAACCGCCAGGCCGAAAGCAAGGCCCAGGAGGAUGGGAAACAACCCGAGCGAAUGCUUGCCCCGGGGUCUUCACCAGCAGAGGGCGAAUACGGGAGAAUCAACAUUGUAGACAGCAUGCACGAGCGAAAACAAAAAAUGGCAGAGGAAGUUCUUGCCGGUGGUCCUGGGUCAGGGUUCGUAGCCCUUCCGGGCGGUUAUGGGACCCUUGAGGAGGUCGCUGAGGUUGUUACGUGGAAUCAACUGGGGAUUCAUGAUAGAGGAAUUGUUUUGUUGAAUGUUAAUGGGUUUUGGGAUGGGCUUGUGACGUGGAUUGAAAUGGCUGCUCAGCGGGGGUUUGUUGGACAGGCGAAUAAGGGGAUUAUGGUGGAAUGUAAGGAGGUGGAGGAGGUUAUUGGGGUGCUUAAGGCGUAUAAGCCGAGUGGUGGGAGGUUGAACCUUUCUUGGGGUAGUAAGUGA
Aspergillus costaricaensis CBS 115574 is the source of this 1860-nucleotide messenger RNA. RefSeq names its product LOG family protein. The record is from RefSeq and is a predicted model, not a curated record. NCBI's taxonomy places the organism in Eukaryota, Fungi, Ascomycota, Eurotiomycetes, Eurotiales, Aspergillaceae. Bases 1 to 1860 code for a protein of 619 amino acids. Gene Ontology annotation, biological process: cytokinin biosynthetic process. The transcript is spliced from 3 exons. Gene Ontology annotation, cellular component: cytosol. Gene Ontology annotation, molecular function: hydrolase activity, hydrolyzing N-glycosyl compounds.